UAAUAAUUAUGAUCACAAUUUUCUCUAUAUACUUUUGCAUUUCAUUUAAUGUUUGUAAUUAAUUCAUCUAUAUUUUUGGAAUUGGGGCUGAAGAACAUUCCUCAAGGUGAUUGGCUGUGUCCAUAUUGUGUCUGCAAAUAUUGUGCCAGUGGGAUGAACCUUUUAAAGAAAUGUGCUCAAUGUGAAAAACAGUAUGUAUUACUUAAUAUUGUUUAAGUCACACUACUGGUCUAUAACUAUUUCUGCUUCAUAACUUGAAACCAAUUUACAGACCAUAGCAAGUGUGGAGGAGAAAAUUUGGACCUGAUGAAUUCUCCUACCUCAUUGUUCUGUGGAAGCAGUUGCAGAAAGAUAUAUGAAGGGUUACAGGGUAUGCUUGGAGUUAAAAAUAAUCUCCAAGAUGGCCUUUCAUGGACUCUACUCCAACGGACAGAGCAGCCAUUUGGUUCCUACGAGUACAACAACGUACAAAUCAACUCCAAGAUUGCUCUGGCGUGCUUGAUAAUGAACGAAUGUUUCUUGUCAACCAUAGAUCUCCAUACAAGAGCCAAUAUUACACAAUGUAUUGUCUACAAUCGAGGGUAAUAAAUUCGAAACCUUUCUGAAACUCCUUAAAAAAGUUCUCAAACCAUGGCAAUACAGUACUGCUGACUACCAAGUACCAACAUAAUUUCUCUCAU
Messenger RNA from Durio zibethinus, 680 nucleotides. Lineage: Eukaryota; Viridiplantae; Streptophyta; Magnoliopsida; Malvales; Malvaceae. The record is from RefSeq and is a predicted model, not a curated record.